This is a messenger RNA of Acanthosepion pharaonis, 720 nucleotides long. The record is from the annotation of a GenBank genome assembly. NCBI's taxonomy places the organism in Eukaryota, Metazoa, Mollusca, Cephalopoda, Sepiida, Sepiidae.
AUGCCGCCUCUUCAACGUCUCAUAGAGAAACGCUUUGCAUUUUGGCUGCUCCAUCUAUCUAUCUAUCUAUCUAUCUAUCUAUCUCAGUCUCUUGAUUCUAUCUAUCUAUCUAUCUAUCUAUCUAUCUAUCUAUCUAUUCUAUCUAUCUAUCUCAGUCUCUUGAUUCUAUCUAUCUAUCUAUCUAUCUAUCUCAGUCUCUUGAUUCUAUCUAUCUAUCUAUCUAUCUAUCUCAGUCUCUUGAUUCUAUCUAUCUAUCUAUCUAUCUAUCUAUCUCAGUCUCUUGAUUCUAUCUAUCUAUCUAUCUAUCUAUCUAUCAUAGUUGGUCCAUCAAUCUAUUUACAUAUCUUUUAUAGUUGGUUCAUCAAUCUAGCUAUCAUACCGAUCUAUCUAUCUAUCUAUCUAUCUAUCUAUCUAUCUCAUAGAUGGUCGAUGUAUCUAUCUCUCACAGUUGGCUCAUCUAUCUAUUAUUGUUGGCCCAUCUAUCAUAUUUGGUACAUCUAUCUGAGUUGGUCCAUCUCUCUCUGUCAGUUGGUAAUAUCUAUCAUGGUUGUUCAAUCUAUCAUAGUUGGUCAACACAAAGAUCCCAAAUAUUUCGUCAAGCUAUCUAUCAUAGCUGUCCAGUUGGCCAAUCUAUCUACCGUAUUUGGCCCAUCUAUCUCUCAUAGUUGGCCUAUCUAUCUAUCUAUCUAUCUGGCCCAUCUAUCCAUCAACCUAUUAUAG